GAUUGCUAAGUACCUGGCUCACUGUGACAAGAACUCAGGAGAGUCUUCUGUUCCCGAGGAAGGGACGGGAGUACAGGGGGACAAAGGAUUGCUAAGUACCUGACUCACUGUGACAAGAACUCAGGAGAGGCUUCUGUUCCGAGGAAGGGACGGGAGUACAGGGGGACAAAGGAUUGCUAAGUACCUGACUCGCUGUGACAAGAACUCAGAAGAGGCUUCUGUUCCGAGGAGGGUUUUUUCUUUCAAGAAGAGCACACAGGGAUGGCUUCUACUGGCUGCCGGACCAUUGGCAGCGAUGAGGAGCCGCAGCUGACCGCUCACUUUAUCCCGCGGAGUGCGUUGGGCUGUCGUUCAGCCCUGUGCCUCGCCCUUAUCCUGCAGCUCUCUCAGUCCCAGCCUGCGAAGCGUGCCGUGCCUCCGCUGGUGCCAGACGAGCCCUUCCUGGUGUUCUGGAACGCCCCGACGCAGCAGUGCCAGUCCCGGCACAAAGCCCCGCUGUCUCUGGAGAGCUUUAAUAUCCUCUCCAACCCAGAGCAGGCCUUCACCGGGCAGCGCGUGGCCAUCUACUACUACGACCAGCUGGGCUUGUACCCUUACUACAACAACCGGAGCCAGCCGGUGAACGGAGGGAGCCCACAGAACAACAGCCUUCGUGAUCACUGUGACAAGAUGGUGGCCGACGUGGAGCGCACCCUGCCACGGCCGCACUUCUCCGGGCUGGCCGUGGUGGACUGGGAGGAGUGGCGCCCCCAGUGGGUCAGAAACUGGGGCAGCAAAGACAUUUACCAACACAAAUCACGGGAGCUGGUGAGGGGGCUGCACCCUGACUGGCCAGCAUACAAGGUGGAGCAGCAGGCGAGCUGGGAGUUCAACGCAGCGGCCCAGCGCUUCUUCACUGAGACCCUCCGCCUGGGCAGGAUGCUGCGACCCCAGGGUUGGUGGGGCUUCUAUCUCUUCCCAGACUGCUACAACCACGAGUACAAGAAGGGCUUCCACAACUACACAGGACAGUGCCCCCCGCUGGAGGUGCAGCGCAAUAACGAGCUGGCCUGGCUCUUCGCGGAGAGUAAGGCCCUGUACCCCUCGGUCUACCUGCCCGAGGUGCUCCAGUCCUCCCCUCAGGGCCGGCUCUACACCAGGGCUCGCCUGCGGGAGGCACUCAGGGUGGCAGACCUGCCCGACUCCGACUCCUCGCUUCCCGUCUUCGCCUACACCCGCCCCUUCUACGCCUACUCUCUGACUCCGCUCACAGAGACAGACCUGGUUUCCAGUAUCGGAGAGAGCGCUGCACUGGGAGCCAGUGGGGUUGUCCUCUGGGGUGGCAUCGACUACUCACGGAACCGGAGCAACUGCCUGAUGCUGAACAGGUACCUGGAGCGCACGCUGGGGCCCUACAUUGUGAACGUCACCACGGCGACCAGGCUGUGCAGCCGGCUGCGGUGCGGCGGGAGGGGACGCUGCGUCCGGAGAGACCCCGCCUCUGACGUGCACCUGCACCUGGACAGCGAGAGCUUCGGGAUCGAGGUGCGGCCGGGGGAGGGUCCCGAGGACAGGAGGGUCAGCGUGAGGGGACAGCUCACCAGGCCGGCCUGGGCGCGCAUGAGGGAGCAGUUCUGCUGCCAGUGCUACCAGGGCUGGAGCGGAGAGGGCUGCGAGCAGCAGGACAGUCUGGGGAUGAGGCCUCAGCAAGGCCGCUUCCUCUUUACUGCGCUCCUGUGUACGGCGCUGAGCUGGCAGCUCUGAGGAGCACCAGGAAGAUCGGCCAGAGAUCCUAGAGAUUCUAAAGACGUCUCAAUGUGUGUGUGUGUUCUCAGAGGUAACGGAUCCACACACGGAGCGCUGUCACAUGUGGCAUCUCAUGUCAGUUCAGGAGCCUCCGCAGUGCUAACAGGGGAAGAACACCCACAUGUGUAACAUACGGAUGCGGAUCUAGUGCAUGUCUACGAUUUGAUUACCUAUUGGUGAUCUGCACACCUGCACUACACUACCUGAUGGGCACAGUCAAUCAUGCUAUUACUCCUGGAUAGCCCACCAGAGCUUGUGACACCUUACCUGUGCCCUGCCGAUUCAUCCAGUCCUGCUGAGAUCCAGUGCUGCUGAGAUCCAGUGCUGCUGAGAUCCAGUGCUGCUGAGAUCCAGUUUCUAAGCCUCGGGGUCGGGGUCAGGGUCGGGGUUUUGGGGGGGGGGGGGUUCUUGCGGUCGUUGAUUUGAAACCCAGGCUCUGCCGACUCUUAACUCUCUUUCUCUAAAUGCUACACCACACUGCCACGCUCAUAAACCUCAAGCCUGGCUCAACUGGGGGCUCGUAUAGUAUAGCUUUAUACAGUAGGACUGCUUUCAUCUACCCCAAACCUUAUGCCUUCAAUCUUGCUGGUCACCCUAGAGAGUGCUGACUACCACUGUGAAAGAAGAUAUACUGCACUGUUACAGAUCACUACAGCUCUGUUGAAUUGCUGCCUUUUCACAACGUGACCUGCUACAGGCAAUUCUAAUACCAGGUGGUAAAGCUGCUCUUUUGUAUUGUAUUUAUUGACCCUUAUAAACGUUUACCAUAGCAAAAGCAUAGCAAAGUGUACUGAAGCACAAAGAGCAGGCAAGUAGGUAAAGAGGUAUGGUAAAGCAUAUUAAUAAACAUGGCAAACCAGGGUGUACUAUGGGAAACGCACAGCAUAACUGUGGGAAAAGCUUGGGGGCGAGAUUAAAAAAAUGCUGUGUAAAAAUACAGAGGUAAACUUUUAUAAGGGAGAGGCCACCAGCAGACCUGAGAUCGUUUUUUCCUCUGGAAGUCUGUCCUUGUGGUUUUUGUGCGCCUUCACUUGUUACUUACAGUCAUUUUUAAAUGGAAUAUUUUCACUUUCAGGAGGGUUGACCACUUGUCUGUGCAGACCAGUUUCUUCAUCCUUUGACUUUCUAGCAUAUUCAUUCUACGAUCCAAUGAAAAAGAACAAAGGAUUUGCCAGAGACCUUUUUUUUUUUAAAUUAAAGGAUGAAAACUUCUCAACGGAGCAAAUUUACAUUUAUUAAAUACUUUGAAAUAUUAUUACAGCAAAAUAAGAAAGAAAUGAGAUAAUAUAAGAUCUAGCUGAAAAUGUUUUGUUUUUCUGAGCCAAUAUAUUCAGUCUCACUGGCUGUCAUCGCUUUGAAAGCUACGAGAGACGUCAAGAGAAAUAAUCAUUUUUAUUUGAAAGAAAGUCUUUUAUAAGGGAGUUCACCUUCAGACAAUGCUCCCAUUGUUAUCACUUGUUAUCAAAAUAAGAGAAAUAUAGGAAUGACUUUUUUGUCCGAGUGAAGUACCGCAUGUGGUGAUGUCAUCAGAGGUAGAUGUGUUUGUGUUGUGCUUUUGUAAACACAGGUGAUGUUGAAACCAAUCACCAUGCAGGAAUGUUGAUAAAAUGUAUAUAUAACAUGUCAUGAUAAACUAGGUAUCCAUACCCAACAUGGACUUGCCUGCCAUUUAACCUGUUUUCUGGUACCAAAGAUUUCGCCUGAGACACACGCGUAUUUCAGAAGUCUAGCUGUGAUUUCUGAAUGGGUAACUCUGAUAAAGCUUCAAUAUACAGUACUACAGGUUUACACAGCAAACACUGCCUCCCAGUUCUCUCACCAGAAGGCAACACUGGCUCCACGCCUCUCAGGUUGAUCCACUUUGCCACACUGCCUCCCAGUGCCCUGAGCUUUAACCACUAAGCCAGCCUUUAACUAUCUCGCGUGCGUAGAGGUGUUUUUUUUUUUUUUUGUUUUUUUUUACUUUUUAACGUCUAAUUUUGAAAAUAUGUGAAUAAAUGUUUUUUUUGUUGCUA
Molecule: messenger RNA, 3800 nt
Organism: Acipenser ruthenus (sterlet)
Lineage: Eukaryota; Metazoa; Chordata; Actinopteri; Acipenseriformes; Acipenseridae
Product: hyaluronidase-2-like
Exons: 5
Coding region: 262-1743 (493 amino acids)
Biological process (GO): hyaluronan catabolic process; carbohydrate metabolic process
Molecular function (GO): hyalurononglucosaminidase activity
Source: RefSeq, a predicted model, not a curated record